Leucoraja erinaceus (little skate) is the source of this 1094-nucleotide messenger RNA. Its product is annotated as heat shock protein beta-11-like. The record is from RefSeq and is a predicted model, not a curated record. The transcript has a single exon. The coding region runs from base 261 to 911 and encodes 216 amino acids. Gene Ontology annotation, biological process: response to heat; protein refolding. Lineage: Eukaryota; Metazoa; Chordata; Chondrichthyes; Rajiformes; Rajidae. Gene Ontology annotation, molecular function: protein folding chaperone.
UCACUGUGUUAAAAUAACUCCAACAUUUCCUAAAGAUCACUGAAGCACUUCAUUCUUAUUUAAAGCAACGCUGAGUACCGCUGUUAUUUUCUGUCCAUGCGUCCUGAACAUAGCAAUGUUGAGUUGAUUCUGGAAGCGUCCGGAGCUCUGCCCGUGGAAUAUAUAAGGCGUGUGUUCCGAGGGCUGCGACAGAUCAGACACUGAAGUCUACGAGUUCAUACCAGCCGGUUUUGAGCGAAGUGACAGAAGAGGCAGAGACGAUGCUGAGCUGCCGGACUUUCCUCCCUUCCCGUCGGUGGCAGCAGCCUGUGCACACACUGUGGUCCGCUCCACUCGCUGUCUUUGAGCCGCUCGAGUGGCCCGGGUGGGAACAGCCGCAGGAAAUGAGAAAGGGCUUGAACUUCAUGGAGCGAAUUUUCGCGGAGCUGGCGAGAGAGUUCUGGGGGGAAAGAACAAGGAAUGAGAAGCAGAGAGUCGAUGCCGGUGGAGAGGUUCAAGGGAAGACGGUGGACGAGGGUGGAGAUGGUUUUUCUCUGUCCCUGGAUGUGCCGCGAUUCUCCCCGGAAGAACUGAAGGUGAAAGUACUUGGAAGAAAAGUGCUGGUGACGGGAAAACACGAGAAGAAGAGCGGGGACGGCAGCGGCUCUUACAGCUACAAAUACGAAGAGUUCAGGAGGGAGUUCCAGCUGCCAGAAGACGUCGACGCUGAAGCUGUGAAUUGCUGUUUGUCUCACGAUGGCCAGUUAAAGGUUCGAGCCCCACGCCUGGCGCUGCCGGCUACGGAUGAGCGAAUCGUCCCCAUCACCAUUGAAUCUGAUACAACGAACGGUACCCGUCUAACUCCCGGCGGAGAGGCACAGACACAGGAGAAUGGGAGAGUUGACGGGAACAAAGAAACUAAGGACAGUUAAGACUAAUUUGUAAUGCAAACCUAAAAAAUGACCAUAAAAAUGUAUGAUGUGAAUAUAUUUUCACAUUAAUGUUAUAUAAAUUCGUGUUUGCUUGACAGUCAAAAUUUGCUCACAGUACCAAUACAUUCACGUGGAUUAUUUUAUAUAAACGUAUUGAAAUAAAUAAACAUUUUGAAGAAUAAA